UCUCUCUUCAUUUUGCAUAAGCGGAUGUACUGGUCAUGAUGCAAUGUGGUUGCCUACAGGGCUUGGGUGGGGGUUGUUUGGGUUUUGCAAUAACAAGCGGCCUCGUCUGUCUCUGCUGCUGUGUCUGGUGUGUGUGUGUGUGAGGCUGGUACCCUGAGCACACGGUGUGUGACUGCCUUGUUAAAGGGCUCUGCAUCUCCCCAGUCCAUGGGGAACCUCCACUCAGGGGUGAAAGAGUGUCUGAGCUCUGGCUUGGGUAAGGACUGGUUUAACCCCUUUGGUGACAACCUUCCAAUGACACAGAAUUAUGUUACACCAGCCCUUCCUGAGCACGUCAAAAUCGUUGAAGUUGGACCAAGAGAUGGCCUACAGAAUGAAAAGGAAAUUGUACCAACUGAAGUGAAAAUCAAGUUGAUCGAGCUUCUGUCAGACACAGGAUUAUCAGUUGUUGAAGCCACCAGUUUUGUAUCUCCAAAGUGGGUCCCACAGAUGGCAGAUAGCACAGAAGUAAUGAAAGGAAUACAGAAACGACCACAUGUACAGUACCCUGUAUUAACACCAAACCUCCAAGGCUUUCAUGCUGCAGUUAAAGCGGGUGCAAAGGAAGUGGCCGUCUUUGGAGCUGCCUCUGAAACAUUCAGUAAGAUGAACAUUAAUUGCUCCAUUGAGGAAAGCAUGCAAAGAUUCGAGAAGGUGAUCAGUUCAGCAAAAGACGCUGGCAUCCCAGUUCGAGGGUAUGUAUCCUGUGUAAUACAGUGUCCUUACGAAGGAAAUAUUGAACCAACAAAAGUAGCAGAGGUUGCCAAACGGAUGUACAGCAUGGGUUGCAAUGAGAUUUCCUUGGGGGACACGACUGGUGCAGCGACCCCUGGAAGCCUGAGAAAACUGCUGGAAGUGGUGAUGAAAGAAAUUCCCAAAAGUGCCCUUGCAGUUCAUUGUCACGACACCUACGGCCAGGCUCUGGCUAACAUCUUGCUGGCCUUACAGAUGGGGAUCUGUGUAGUGGACUGCUCUGUUGCUGGACUUGGUGGCUGCCCUUAUGCUAAAGCUGCUUCCGGGAACGUUUCUACAGAAGACGUAGUAUACAUGCUCAACGGCUUGGGCAUCCAUACAGGAGUAGAUUUAUGCAAGUUAAUGGAAGCGGGACACUUUAUAUGUGAAGCUCUUAAGAGGACAACCAAUUCAAAAGUGGCCGAGGCCUGUUACAAGACGUCAUAGGUCAGACUAGAAACACAAGCAUUUUAUGCUACGAGCACUUUUAAGCCAUAUUGGUCGAUGUUAAAUGUUCAUGCUAAACUCAUUCUUGUACUGGGGAUGCUUUGCGAUAACAUGUCACAGACCGUGUUUUGGUAGCUCAUGUUUGCUGCAUACCCUGUCUGCCCCUUAGUGCACAGCCAAGACCUGGACAGCAGAGCAAAGCUGAGCGUGUGAACCACCAUUGUUAGCUGUCAGCACCUAUCUACUAUAACUCGUCCACCUUCCAGCAGCAGAGCCUGGUAGUAAACAUCACAGUGCAACCACUGCAGACACUUUCUUGUGGACACCAAUUACUCUUCAUACAGAUUUACCAUUAGAAUGAAGGACUAUCAAUUUCCCACUACAUCCCAUUGCUACCCGUGGAUAUGUACU
Messenger RNA from Callorhinchus milii (elephant shark), 1629 nucleotides. RefSeq names its product 3-hydroxymethyl-3-methylglutaryl-CoA lyase-like 1 (gene hmgcll1). Bases 208 to 1218 code for a protein of 336 amino acids. Gene Ontology annotation, molecular function: hydroxymethylglutaryl-CoA lyase activity. The transcript is spliced from 9 exons. The record is from RefSeq and is a predicted model, not a curated record. Gene Ontology annotation, biological process: L-leucine catabolic process; ketone body biosynthetic process. NCBI's taxonomy places the organism in Eukaryota, Metazoa, Chordata, Chondrichthyes, Chimaeriformes, Callorhinchidae.